Messenger RNA from Alnus glutinosa, 1160 nucleotides. RefSeq lists its product as uncharacterized. Lineage: Eukaryota; Viridiplantae; Streptophyta; Magnoliopsida; Fagales; Betulaceae. The transcript is spliced from 3 exons. Bases 22 to 480 code for a protein of 152 amino acids. The record is from RefSeq and is a predicted model, not a curated record.
CUCAAAAAUAUAGAAAGAAAAAUGUUUCCCAUCCCUCGUUCCCCCUCUCUCUCCCUCUCUCCAAUGGUGACCACCAAUACCUUUCUCAGCACGCCCUCCAAGACCCCCUCCGACAAGUUCCGCAAACACCCCAACCCCAACCCCAACCCCAACCCCAACGCCGUCUCCGGCUCGCUUUUCUCGGUUCGAGGCCUACAACCAUCUCCAGGCGGCGGCUGCGGCCUUCCGGAUUACAGAGAUCGUGGUCCUGGGUGGCCAAUCCGACGGCAAGAGCUCUCUCCUCGAAGCCCUCCUUGGGCAACCGCCGCCUCCUCAUUCUCCAGAUGGUCCACGACCCCUCCGCCCUUGAACCCCGCUGCCGCUUCCAGGGAGUCUUGUUUCCAUCAAUCUGGAAACAGCAAGCGAAAGUACAGCCCAACCCACUACCGGGAGCUCAGAUUUUAUACGAAGGAAAUUCUUAAGCAAGCACUUACAAUGUAGUCCCCUCAUGAGAAUCAAGGAUUGAUUUAUUCGGUUGAAAAUGUUACUGCAAAGUUUCACAUGGAGCAAAAGGCUUAUCUCUUGGAAGAUGAGAGUUUUGUUUAGGAGCAAAAGGCUUAACACGUGCUCGAUAUGGUAUUGUCAUUCUGGGGAAUCCUACAGUCCUGAGCAAACAGCCACUGUGGAACAGUUUAUUGACACACUACAAGGUAUUUCUCUGUUUUUAUGUUACUUGUUUUAUGUGAUUGUGGGUUUUCUAAGCCUCUAUUUUAUUGUACUUGCUAUGUGCCGGAAUUGUUUUUCGCGUGUUUGGAGCUAGCCAACUAAUAUUAUCUCACAGUUGGCAGCAUUAUUAGUGCUAAUGUUGGAUGCAUAAUGUCAAUAUUUCCUAAUUAUGUCACAUGUUAUUCUCUUCUUGGUCAACCUUCCCUCAAAUUCGAUAAUUAUAUGCGUGAAAAAAUACCAUCUGGGGUCUGUUUGGCUUAUAGUAUGAUUGUAGUGUUUCUCUGGUUACUGUCACCAUUGCUUUCUUGUUGGAAAGGCAUAAGCCGAAGCCAGGCUCAUCAGUAGUGUAGUGGUUUAGAUUGAUGGUUAAGGAUUGUCCUGUUAGAAUGGAAGAGCACAUCUUGUCUGCAAGUCUCAUAGGGUUUGAGAUGCACAGGUUUGACGUUAUUUUAGGC